Messenger RNA from Engraulis encrasicolus (European anchovy), 2209 nucleotides. RefSeq names its product progestin and adipoQ receptor family member IIIa (gene paqr3a). The transcript is spliced from 7 exons. Bases 204 to 1139 code for a protein of 311 amino acids. Gene Ontology annotation, cellular component: membrane. The record is from RefSeq and is a predicted model, not a curated record. Lineage: Eukaryota; Metazoa; Chordata; Actinopteri; Clupeiformes; Engraulidae. Gene Ontology annotation, molecular function: signaling receptor activity.
CUAUUUUCUUCACUUCACAUAACUUACACUAAACCAGAUCCAGCCUGUCUUAGGGGAUAAUGCAGAACUAGAAGAUAACGGACAAGAAAAUGAAUGUAUAAUCGAUCCUUCGUAAACUACAUAUGAACCGCUUCAUGGCGCGUAUCAGUCAUACGCAGUGCUUCAAGCCCGCAUCCACGUCGUGUCUGUGACAUGUCCUAACCAUGCCUCAGAAACUGCUGAAGAAUGCGCAGUACAUGGAGCUGGGGGGCUACCAGUACUGGCCUGUCCUGGUACCCAGGGGCAUCCGGCUGUACACCUACGAGCAGAUCCCCGGCUUCCUGCGGGAGAACCCCUACAUCACAGACGGCUACCGCGCCUACCUGACCUCCAGGCUUUGCAUCAAAAGCCUGUUCAUAGUCUCCAAUGAGUCGGUGAACAUCUGGAGUCACCUGCUGGGCUUUGUGCUCUUCCUGGUGCUGGCGCUGCAUGACAUGACCACGCUGCUGCCCGCCGCCAACGCCUCCCGCGAGGACUACGUCAUACACACCAUCAGCCUCUUCUGCUUCCAGGUGUGCAUGCUGUGCUCGGUGGGCUUCCACCUGUUCUGUUGCCACCGCUCGGAGAAAACCAGUCGCCGCUGGAUGGCGCUGGACUACGCUGGUAUCUCCAUUGGCAUCCUGGGAUGCUACGUGCCCGGGGUCUUCUACGCCUUCUACUGCAACAAUUAUUGGCGACAGGUGUACCUGGUGGCGGUGUUGGCCAUGACCCUGGCUGUGUUCCUGGCCCAGAUCCACCCUCUCUACCUGAGCAAGCAGUGGCAGAGGAUCCGCUCCGCCAUCUUCUUCUCAGUCGCCGGCUACGGACUAGUACCCACAAUGCACUGGGUGUGGGUCAGCGGGGGCAUCAACUCCGAUGUUGUACAGGCGUUUGUUCCGCGUGUGCUGGUCAUGUACGUGAUCGCGGCAGCAGCUUUCCUCUUCUACGUCUCCAAAGUUCCGGAACGCUACUUCCCAGGCCAGCUGAACUACGUGGGUGCCAGUCACCAGCUGUGGCAUCUGCUGGUCGUGCUGAUGUUCUACUGGUGGCACCAGUCCGUGCUCUUCAUCACAGACUACAGGCACAGCCACCCCUGUGUCGACCGCCCACAACACUCCUAGGGACAGCCAAGCCACUGUCCUCUUCUGAUCAAGCACCACACCUCAAAGGAAAGGAUAAGCUGACAAGACGGAUGCUCUCAGAAGCCCUACUGCAGUAGCAAUGAACCCGCUCAUCUAAUGUGUUAAGACUGUUGUUUUGGCCAGAGCAUUCGUGAUGACUAGGAUGUACUGUACUUUACAACAACCAUACUGCAUUGUAAAUAGAAGUGCCUACUAUCCCUAUAGUAAUUGACUACCAGACAAGGUUCAGAGAUUGGCUCAGAUUGACUUGCAAGGUGAUGUUUUAUAGUGAUGUUUUCACAUCCGGCCAACUUGAUAUGAAAUAGGCUGUAUGUGACCCCUGAACUGAAAUGAGUUUGACACCCCUGGAUUAGACUGUUUAAGCUAUUGCUGUCUUGCACUUACUACUCCCCUCUGUAGAGAUCCAUGUGGACCAGUUGGGAGAUGUUUUGGGAGUUAGUUGUUACUAUUCUAGUGUAUUCUUUUCUUAUGUUUGGGUCCUACUGUUGUCAAGCACAAUACCGUACAUGUACAUACCAUGCUUCUCACAUGGUAAUAUCUACCCACCCAGUUGUGUUACACAAAAUCUGUGGCUUUUUCCUAACAAUUCCUGUACACUCCCAGAAUCUAGUUUGCUCUUGCUCUAGUUUGAUCUGAAAGUCUCGCUAUGCUGCCAUUUCUUACACGUAGAGGCUUGCAAGCGUGUUGCUGGCUAACACCAAGGAAUAUCUUCAAACUGUGGUCAUGCUCCUUGCCUGACACAGCAGUCAGUGUUGAGCAUUUAAUAUAUGUUAACCUGGCAAUCAUGGUGGAAGAACCAAAGACUGCAGGCCACUGCUGAUAACUGCUACAAGUCACAGUCAAACCCCAAAAUGACACAAGGACAUAAGAGGACUGAAAAACUGUUUAGGUGUUUUUUUUUUGCUAUACUUUCUUUUUGGUCAAGGCACAAAUAUAGAAUUUUACAUUUCAAUGUUUGGAUUAUCCCACUGUUGAGGUUAGUUAUUUUGUUGUAUUAAGAGGUUCUGAAACCGAUUUUUAAGUUUCUCUGAUAUAAAGAAUGUAAUGCG